UAUUGCCAGAAGAAAGCAAAGAAAAGAGAAGAUAAAGGAAAGAAGAAUGGAUUGAACUGAAUUUUGAAAAAGAACACUGCUGUGGAUGAAAUCACAGGUACAGACUCGUAAAAUCUUGCACACGGGAAAUGCAUUGAUGACUGGAAUCAUUACUAGCAAUCCUUGAAUGGACUAAAGUGCAGCUGGAGGUCAGUGGCAGAGUGACGCCAAUUUUACAGAAGGGGCUUUUACCAAGAAAAUUGAAUCUAGAGUCGUUCGGGGAAAGUUGACGAAGAGUGAAGGCCACUUUGGCUGAAAAAGAGUCUUCAAGGACCAUUCUUAUUAUACUCGAUAUAUUUCUCGACAGGGGUCUUCUUUCACAACAAGGUGAGAUCAAAUAGUGUUGUCUGCAACCCCAUCAACUGGACUGUCACCUGGAGAUCUGACAUUUGGGGAACUGCAAUAGUAAAGCCACCCACUCUUUGGGCAGCUGUCACUGUUGAGAUGAUUCAUAACACCCUCAAGUCCACCCAGCCAUCAGAGCACAGCCCCAGGAGAACACACUCGGCUGCACAGAGGAAGCUGUGGAGAUACUCGGGCUGCAGAGGGGCCGGCCAGGUAGAAAAUCAGCGUCGCAGUGUGUGUGUGCUGGCUGCCGACUUGAACACUGGAGACGGAGGAGGAGGAAGAGAUGGUGGUGGUGGUGUGAUGCACACUAUCCAUGGGCUGUGUCACCUCUGCAUCGGAUGUAGGCUUCCUCAGGUAACCAUCCUUCGAGGAAAGGAUGGAUAUGGCUUCACCAUCUGCUCGGAUUCUCCUGUGAGGGUUCAGGCAGUUGACCCAGGGGGUCCAGCAGAUCAGGCAGGUCUGCAGCAGUUGGAUACUCUCCUGCAGUUAAAUGGUCAGCCAGUGGAACAGUGGAAAUGUGUGGACUUAGCCCAUGCUAUCAGAAAUAGCGCCAAUGAGAUCACAGUGGUGGUGUGGCGCACUGGCCCCUCAGCAAAGCCUAGUUUUGAGGGCCUCAUUCACCGGCCCUCCUACAAGCCCUCCACCUCAAACUAUGAUGCCCCCUCGCCCCCUACCCGCAGGCGUGUUCCAGAUGUCGGCACAAGCAAAACCCCCCCAGCUGUGCCGCCUCUCCCAGCUCACCACCGUGCCGCUGCCAGCCGCAGGCUACUGGUCAACGGUUCUGAAGCUGGAAGUAGUAGCAGUGUAGGUGUAGGGACCCUCGGGUGGGGGGCCCAGGGGGGAUCAGCCGAGGAACUGGAUGGGAAACCACGACACCUCCACCACCCGCACACUGCUACACUGAAGGGCACCAGGGUAAAGGCAUCCAAUGGGGACAACUACAUCAUACUGGCCCCCAUCAAUCCUGGAAGCCAGGUACCGCAGACUGGUGGUGGGCUGCAUCUUCAUCAUCUUCUUCGUCCCCCUCAUCCUCACCAGGGUCAUAUGGUGGCUCAUCCUAGAUAUGUCUCCUUACCUUACAUCCCUGGUGCUGAUAGAUAGAAGGACUGUAUACAGUAUGUCUGGGCCAUUUGGGUUAAUGUUGUCUCUUUGAUUUGUGCUUCAAGACAUGUUUUGAACACACUACAUACAGCACAGUGUCAUGUAGAUAUGAAAUAGCCUGAAAAGGAAAGAGGAGAUGACAUACAAAAUGUAGCUGUUGAUAAUGUAUUGUGUGCCUUUACUAUUGACAAUAUGUCUUUCAUUACAUACUACAGACUCAGCACAGGUCAUAUUAGGAGAUCAAUACAUAUGUAUCUGAUAUCAUUUAUCUUAGAGAUAUCCUAUCGGUAAAUCACCUGUAUACCAUGGUUUAUACAGCAGUACAUGAAUAAUCUGGCUUUUAAGAAAGAGAAUUAAUACAACAAAAAUAUUACUUUAAUGUAUACUCUAUGAAAAAGCACAAAUUCCAACACAUUUACAGUAUAACAUUAUGUACAUGCAGAGAAUAGCAUCUACAUGACGUCUUGUACAACAUGUACUUAUGGUUGCAUCUAGUGA
This is a messenger RNA of Scomber japonicus (chub mackerel), 1986 nucleotides long. RefSeq names its product regulator of G-protein signaling 3-like. Gene Ontology annotation, cellular component: plasma membrane; nucleus. The record is from RefSeq and is a predicted model, not a curated record. Bases 484 to 1488 code for a protein of 334 amino acids. The transcript is spliced from 4 exons. Gene Ontology annotation, molecular function: protein binding. Gene Ontology annotation, biological process: signal transduction. NCBI's taxonomy places the organism in Eukaryota, Metazoa, Chordata, Actinopteri, Scombriformes, Scombridae.